GUGGUAAUGAGAAGGACGGGCAGGCGGUAGAGCAGCAGAUACAGUGAGGCUGGUGAGAGCAUGGAGCCGAGCAGGAGGGGACCAUGCUGCUCCUUACACAUCCAGGAGGUUCUGUUGAUGCUGUUUCUAUUCCCGGGCAGGAGCCGGGGCACCGAGCUGGUUUACCGAGUACAAGAGGAGUCACCGAGAGGGACCUACAUCGGGAACCUGGCCGCUGACCUGAAGCUGAGUGAGCCGGGAGUCACCUAUAACCUGGCGUCGGGGGCCGGGUCCGCUCGCUUCGUGGAUUUGAACCGGGAGACGGGGGAAUUGCGGACCUCAGCGGCGGUGAUAGACCGGGAGGAGCUGUGCCCGGAGCCGGAUCCCGGUAUCGGGGGGUCGGGUGAACCGUGCUGGGUCCGGUUUGAUGUCCUGCUGCUACCCCCCCGCCUAUUCCGCCUUCUCAAACUCCGGCUCCGGGUCGAUGAUAUUAACGACCGGGCGCCGCGCUUCCCCGCCUCCAGCCUCGGACUCUCGGUGCCCGAGAACGCGGAGCCCGGCUCCCGCUACCCGCUGGAACCGGCGGCUGAGGACCCGGAGCCCGGCCUCAACGGGAUGCUGCGGUACCGGCUGCAAGGGGCGGGCGCCGCCGCCUUCUCUCUGGCCCAGGAGGACGGGGCGCUCCCCGGCAAACCCGUACCUUUCCUGGUACUGGAGGUGCCGCUAGACCGGGAGUACCGGGACCGGUACGUGAUGGAGCUGGUGGCGGAGGACCGGGGCAGCCCGUGCCUUUCCGGGACGGCUACCGUGACCGUGUCGGUGACCGACAUUAAUGACCAUUGCCCCGAAUUCCCGGAGAGUGAGCUCAGCUUCAGCCUGUUCUCUAACUGCUCGGUAGGGACCACCGUCACCCAGCUCCGGGCCCGGGACCCUGACCUCGGUUAUAACGCCCACGUCGUCUACUCUUACGGGGAGCGGGUUCCCGGGAGCUCGUUCCGCCUCUUCAGCCUGGACCGCGGCUCCGGUACCAUCCGCCUGGCCGCCCCCAUCCCGGGAGACGCCGCCCCCUCCCACCGGCUCACCGUGCUGGCCACCGGUACCGGCUGUGCUCCGGUCACCGCCACCGUCAGCCUGACCAUCAUCCCGGUGGGUUCCGGUCCUCCCGUGCUUACCCCCCGGUACAUCGCCCUGCAGGCUGAAGGCGUGCUCUACCUGAAGGAGACCGAGCCUCUCCGGACCCCUCUCGCCUUUUUCACCGUCACCGAGCACCGGCAACAGCAACCGGUCCGCUGUUACCUGGAGGGAGCGGCGGCUACUUUCCGCCUGGCCCGUUACCGUGGCCUCCAGGAUGAGUACCUCCUGGAGACCGCACAGCCCCUGGAUUAUGAGCUCCAGCGGCGCUAUGAAGUGGCAGUGGUGGCGGAGAACUCCAACAAGUUGGCUCAGAGAGUCCACCUCCAAAUCCAACUGAUCGACGAAAACGACAACCCCCCCAUCUUCAGCAGCCCCUCGGUCCAGGUAUUCAUGGAGGAGAACAACCCCCCGAACAGCUUCCUCGUCAAACUGAAAGCCACAGAUGCUGACAGUGGAGACAUGGGGAACAUCACCUACCUGCUCGGCCCUGGGGUGCCUCGCAUCUUUGCUGUCGAUCAGUUCAGCGGGAAAUUGUCUGUAUCAACCAGCUUAGACAGAGAAGAGCAAGACAGGUACAGGCUCACCAUCAGAGCUGUCGAUGGUGGGACACCAUCCCUGGAAUCUACCGCCACUGUUCUCCUCACCAUCCAGGAUGUCAAUGACAACAGCCCCAGGUUCAUCAACAAAGACUUCAAUUUCUUUGUUCCUGAGGACUACCCAAGUUUUAGUGAGAUUGGUGUAAUUGGGGUUAUGGAUCCUGAUGCUGGAACUAAUGGCUGGGUGGCCUUGUCUAUUCUUAAUGGUAGUGAGCUAUUUGUGAUUGACACAGGCAAGGGAAACCUCAUGGCAAGUGUCCCCUUGGACAGGGAACAGCAGAGCUCCUAUAUUCUUUGGAUUCAAGCUACAGAUGGAGGAGAACCUGCUCUCUCUGCCAUUGCUAAAGUGACAGUGCUUCUGAUAGAUGUCAACGAUAACCCACCAUUGGUCUUGUUCCCUCAGUCUAACCUCUCUUUUCUCCUGGUCCUCCCGUCCACGGUUCCUGGGUCUUCCAUUACUGAAGUGUAUGCUGUUGAUAAAGACACGGGAAUGAAUGCUGUCAUUGCUUACAGCAUCAUUGGCCACAGAGGGCCCCGUCCAGAGACUUUUGUCAUUGAUGCAGGCACCGGUAACAUCACACUACAUGAGGCUUUGGUGAAGAAUGAUCAUGGAUUGUACAGACUGCUGGUCAAAGUCAGUGACCACGGGUAUCCGGAACCACUUCACAGCACAGUUAUAGUCAACCUUUUUGUCAAUGAAACAUUAAGCAACGAGAGCUACGUAGAAAAUCUACUGAGGAAAGAUCCUGGCAUCAGGAUAGAGGAAAGUCUACCAGAGACAAGAACUGACCCUUUUCAAACAAAACUAGAUGUAUUUCCAUGCGAGACUGUCUUGAUAGCACUAUCAAUUUUAUGCUUUGGGCUCUUUGCCUUAGCUUUUGCAUUGGCCUGCUACAUUUCAUUUAGAAAAAGGAAACACAGGAGAAAAAAGUACGGUGUGACAGAGGUUGAGAUUCCACUGAAGAAGACGCUGGCUUCAUAUUCAUUGGAGAAAAAGUCAUUGAAUGAUUUAGAUCUGUAGAUGGUAUGAUAUAACUGAUCAACUGAUUUGUUUACAAGUCAUACCUGGACAGUACUUUGAAGUUACCAACAUUUUGUGUUUUAAAUGUGUUUGGUAUGAAAAACUUCUAAGUUGCAGUGUUCCAAUCUGAUUAGCUAUUGAAUAUUACACAGUAUUAUUUACAGAUCAAAACUACAUAAUUUGGAGUAAGACUAAUAAUUUCUUUACAAAACUAAAUAUUUUGUUAAAAAGCAUAAACUUGCACAGAUGGGUCUGUGAUUGAUCCCAAGACUUCAUUUCAUAAAAACAACAUGGCUGGACCUUGAAGUCUAGAGAAAUGAAACAGAAAACCCAAGAUGAUCGCUGCUUCAUUCUUUGGCUGACCAAGAGACCUCAAGCAAAUAAGGUAAACCUGCAGUAUCUAUACUUGUUUGAGACUUGCAUUUGGUUUCAAUAAUGAGUUGACUUUCAGAUUUUAUUAACUCAUGAAUUACUUAGUACACUGAGUUAAAAUGAGUAAAUCAGUCUAUCAUAUCUUUGCAUUUGAUAAGUGAAAAAUAUAAUUGACUAUAAACCUGCAUUAUAAGACAGUUAAUGGUAAGCUGGUUGAUCAACCUUGUCCAAUAUUGGUAUUCUUGUAUUCUAUCAAUUUAUUCUUCUAUAUUUAGUUUUAACACCUAUAGCUUCUUGUAUCACUCUACCAAAUGUUGAGGGUAGCUAAGAGGGAUUUGUCCUCAAAAAAAAGGAGCUGUAAAUUGAUUUAUUUAAGUUAUCUUUAAAAUAAAACUGAUUCAUUGUUUUACUUUUGAGGAAUAUUUAACCUGCAGUCUGUCUUUUCAGGUUGCCUUCAAUCAGAAACUAUUGAGUGAAGCUACAUAAAUAAACAACGCAGCAAUAAUGAAUGUGUAACUUCACUAGAUAUGAUCCUGAGAAUGUCACUUCUUUCCCUACACAUGUCACUUUCUGACACUAAAUGAGCAAUACUGAACUAGAAAGACUGUCACUGGACAAAAAAAAAAUCACAAGCAACUCGAAAUAAGUGAUUAAUUGGUCUUUUUGAAAUAUGGGAUUACAUUUUAAAUAGUAUGCAAUUACUUGAGAAGAUUAUGAAAACAGACUAUUUGUGUAAAUUACUUAAUUUCUGAGCUUGCUUGUAUAUGUUCUGCAGCUAAAGGAAAAUUCUUUGUA
Rhincodon typus (whale shark) is the source of this 3897-nucleotide messenger RNA. RefSeq names its product protocadherin-20 (gene pcdh20). Gene Ontology annotation, cellular component: plasma membrane. The transcript has 2 exons. Bases 61 to 2730 code for a protein of 889 amino acids. NCBI's taxonomy places the organism in Eukaryota, Metazoa, Chordata, Chondrichthyes, Orectolobiformes, Rhincodontidae. The record is from RefSeq and is a predicted model, not a curated record. Gene Ontology annotation, molecular function: calcium ion binding. Gene Ontology annotation, biological process: homophilic cell-cell adhesion.